ACACUUUUAAUCGCCAUAGCCGUACCAGCCAUUGCCAUCCAGCCAUUCGUAACUCUUCUAAGGCCGGCGCGGGGAGGCGGAGGUCCGAUGCCGCAGUAGCCAUCUCUCGCGCGCGCACACGUACGCUCGCACGGACUGUCCGCUUGCGACUCGGAAGGCGGGCGUCUAUCGCGGAGCGGCUGCGGAGGCUCUCUGCCCGCUUGUGGAAGGAAUAACCGCGGGUUUUCUGGUUUCCCCCCGCGCGCGACGAGCGUGCGUGCUUGCGCGCGUGCGUGCGCUUUGCUCGCCAGUGCCCGGCAUCCGUCCUGCAUUACCGGUAUCAUCGGCGCAAUGGUGAAGGCCGUGGCAUUGCUCUCUGGCACUGAGAACGUGAAGGGAGUUAUCUACUUCAGCCAAGAAGGCGAUGGGCCCACGCAUGUUACUGGGAAGGUAUCGGGUCUAAAGCCCGGUCUGCACGGAUUCCACAUCCAUCAGCAUGGAGACACAACGAGCGGCUGCAUGUCAACAGGUCCUCACUUCAACCCCAGUGGAAAGACACAUGGGGCGCCAGUCGAUGAAGAACGUCACGCCGGUGAUUUGGGUAAUGCCGUUGCAUCCGAGGAUGGGGUGGCGGAGAUCGAUCUCACAGAUUCGCAGAUCCCUCUGACUGGAGUUAACUCUAUCCUUGGUAGGGCCGUCGUCGUGCAUGCAGAUCCUGAUGAUCUGGGAAAGGGUGGCCACGAGUUGAGCAAGACGACAGGGAAUGCCGGUGGUCGGCUCGCGUGCGGUGAGUUUAUGUUCCUCUUGCUUGAAUUCACAGCCCCUAAGUCUGGAUGAUUCUGUACAGUCGGUAGAGAGAGAGAGAGAGAGAGAGAGAGAGAGAGAGAGAGAGAGAGAGAGAGAGAGAGAGAGAGAGAGAGAGAGAGAGAGGUGAUACCAUUGGCAGAGUGGUGUUGCCGUGAGGAGGGUUGGGAGGAGGGAGAAUGAUUAUAGAUCACUUGUUGCUGAGGAUAAGACGGAAUGUACAGUGUGUAUGUAUGCCGAAAUCUCCUUCCAUUGGGAGUGUCCCUAGCUGUCUGAAAAACACUAAGAGCCAGCAAGUCCCUCCGGGUAACACAGUUAUCCUAGGCGUGCUAUAAAUAUCUCUGCACCCUGCCUUGGUGCGUGUCUUGGUGCAGAGGCUGAUGCUUUUCUUCUUUCCUUUAUAAAGUUUUGAAUGGUGUCUUUUUGUUUUGUUUUUUUUUGUUUUUUUUUGGGACAAAUGCUCCAGUCUAUUCGUGGGGAGCAUGGUGUCUCUGGGCCUCUAUUCCAAUUUUUGAGUGGUGCUAUGUGUUGUGUUCCAUGCAACAACAGCCAAAGUUUGUGUGAAGUCGGUCUUUGAUUGAUGGAGCAUCGGAUUUGGUUCUUGGUUCAUGAUUACUACCAACUUGAAGGUGUCUGUUGCCACAUUUUGCUUUUUUAUUGUUGUUUUGUUUUCCCUUUCAAACCACUACCUUUGUCAUAUGCGGGGCGGCGGGCCGCAAAUUCAAAUUUGAAGUGCCGUCUAUGAAAAAAUAUGAACGGCGGCGCUGUGCUAUUUUUCAGGAGUAGACUACUACUGUAGUUGCCCCCGGCGACAUAUGGGAAUGGUAGCAGGGGCUUAACACAAUAUAUUUAUUUAAGAAAUUCAACAACAAAGACUGGAGACCUCA
Chara braunii is the source of this 1670-nucleotide messenger RNA. The record is from the annotation of a GenBank genome assembly. NCBI's taxonomy places the organism in Eukaryota, Viridiplantae, Streptophyta, Charophyceae, Charales, Characeae.